ACGACCUUCAGUUGUCACACAAAAACGGGUACAUGAAUUUGAGAGCAAACUAGGAGUAUUAAAUUUUCCACUUUCCAGCAGAACCACAUUCUCCAAUUCCUCUUCUUAAAACCAAAUAGAAUCAAUUUUUGUUCAACCCCAAAAUCCCAAUUCAGAAUUUUCAUCUUGAGUGUCAAAUGGCUACUUCAAUUCAAAAUUUAGUUCCACCAUUUUCUUGCCGGCGUUUGAGCAAUAUGUCGUCGUUUCCAUCCCUUUCUUCUCCAAUUGCCAUUUUCCGACGCAGAAAUGCAAGAAACAAGUUAAAGGGUAUGUGUAGAGCAAUGGUGGAGCAGACAGUACAAGGAGGAGGGGCUGCUUCUGCUUUUGCUAAAGAAAUGGAACGGCUUUCUGCUAAAGAGUCUCUUCUUCUUGCUUUCAAGGAUGCUGGUGGGUUUGAGGCAUUGGUCACUGGGAAGAUAACAGAUGUACAACGCAUUGAUGUGAAUGAGAGGAUCAUUGGUCUCGAGAGGCUCAAUCCGACACCUCGUCCCACAACGUCUAACAAUUUGGAAGGCCUAUGGAAUUUUGAGUGGUUUGGAGCUGGUAGCCCGGUACUCAUUUUUGCCAAAUUUUUGUUUGGGAGAAUUCCUCCGACGUUGGCAAAUUUAUCAAAAUUAGAUGUGCUGAUCAAGGAUGGAUAUGGGACUGCCACUGCACAAGUCAAAUUACUAAAUUCGAUUGAGAAUAAGUUUAUCAUCUCCACCAAGUAUAGUGUUGAGGGGCCUCUUCGUAUGAAAGAAGAGUAUGUUGAAGGGACAUUUGAAUCUCCAAAGGUCAAUGAGGAAGCUGUACCUGAACAACUGAGAGGUGCUUUUGGCCAGGCUUUUAACACUGUGCAACAACUUCCUGUCCCCAUUAAAGAUGCUGUGUCCAGUGGGGUGAAAGUUCCUCUCGGAGGGACCUUUCAGAGACUUAUUAUGAUUUCUUACCUUGACGACGAGAUCCUGAUCGUAAGGAAUGCUGCAGGAGAACCUGAGGUCCUAACAAGGUUGGAGGCACCACCUGAAACGGAACCAAUAAUCGAAUAUGAGAGUUAACUGACUCUAGGCACAUUUUGUAUGAAACAAACCUCUUUUUCCCAUUACUCACAUUUCUAGUUAACGUUGAGAAUACGUUGUAUAUCAAUUUCACAACAAUCCUACAUACCUCUUUCUUUCUUUCUUUCUUUUCACAAGUGUUGUACACAGUAAUGCCACAACGAUGAGCAACGAACAUGAGCUAACUCCAUAGUAGAAAAGAACUGGUAAAACUUGCCAUGGCUUUUUGAAUGAGUCUUUUUGACAUGGAAGAAGUGGUUGAUUGUAGUAAGAAAUAGAAAGGUUGUUAUCAGAGUUGGUAUUA
Molecule: messenger RNA, 1380 nt
Organism: Nicotiana tabacum (common tobacco)
Lineage: Eukaryota; Viridiplantae; Streptophyta; Magnoliopsida; Solanales; Solanaceae
Product: putative plastid-lipid-associated protein 13, chloroplastic
Source: RefSeq, a predicted model, not a curated record